UAUGUGCUUUGGCAAUGAUGUAAGAUCUUGUGUGCAUCAAUAUUUGGCUGUGUGUACACUACGAGGACUCACAAGCUUAGCUAUGCUAAGGUCUUUUUUAUUUUUUCAAUCAAAGUCCAUAUUUUUACAUCAGUGCGAACAUGUCAACCACCAAGAAUAACACGACUCACCGUGGGACUGCCCCUGAUUCCCACGACCCCUCCUCCACACACACACACAUACACACGCGCUCAAAGGCACACAGAUCGAGGAGAGGCAGAGCAGCUUUGCACCACUUUUAUAACAACAGUUACUUCCUAGAAUUAAAAAAAAAAAGAGGAGCUUCAGCUGAACAGUAGUGUGGAGCGCGGCAAGAAGCAAGGAAUCGGAAAGAAGGGGAAAAGUCUAUCUGAGCAUGAAAAGCCAAAGGCGGAUGAUAGAGUGGAGAAGUGCAGAAGGCAACUGAUGCUUGUUGAGUGGGGACCAUGAUUCGGACUGAGGAGCAAAACAAGUUUGGAUCAAAAGGAUGACAGCUGCCAGCAGUCCUGUCAGCAGCCCCUUCACUUCCCACUCAUCACCAGCAGCCUGCCUCCCAGCAUGUCACCUGAGAAAAGGCGACGCCACCCAGACCCAACUACACCUGCGUUUGCGCUCGGCCCCGGGCGCGUGGCUUAUGGUAGGCGUGGUGGUGGUGUUGGCGGGGAUGAGCGUGGCCGUGGCCGGGUACGUGUCGGCGGUGCCGAGGCCCACGGGCGGUCGCGGGUCCAGCCACGUGGACAGGAUGAAACUGGCCGGACCGGUGGUCAUGGGCGUCGGCCUGUUCAUCUUCAUCUGUGCCGCAACCCUACUCUACGAGAAUCGGGAUCGGGAGGUCCACAGGCUGGAGAUGUGUGAUGACCUCGAGGACCUGAAGGGAGACCUUGGCUGGGAGGACUCACAAGAAGAACAAGCCAGUUUCAGUAGUCAGGAACAAUGGGAGAUCAGAGAUGGGGAGGAGGGGUGCUUUAGCCUCCCUCUCUCCAACCAGGACUGGAACCCUACUUCUCUUUCUUUGGCUUGCCAAAACAUUGAGGACAUCGACAGAUCACCGCUGCAUCAUUUGGAUUCCGAAGACGGUGCUGAGAGGGAGGUGGAGUCAACACUUCUGGCUGAAAUUCUGCACCACCAGGAGCCAAGUCCACACUCGUCCUCCCCCGGGCCAUCCGUUCCUCACUCCUCCGCCUUCCCAAACAACUCCACUGAGAUUAACUUUCACACAUGGAACUGUCCCGCACUCCUUGAGCCCUGAUUAUUUUCAUGGGGUCAGCAGAAUUGGACGUACUAAACACUAUCUUCCACGAACAGAUGUUUGUCUUGUAAAUGUUUCAAGGCCUCGGAGGGGUGCAGUUGCUAAUGCUGCCUUCCAGAUCGCUGGGAAGUCGGACAGAUCCCACAUGGAACCCGCGAGGUCGGUUCCUAGAGCUUUUCAGACGAAAGUAAACCAAAAAACACGUCUGGCGACCUCCGUACGUGUGUUGUCUGCUAGUAGAAGUAUUUUUAAGUUAGUGGGUAUUCCAAAAACAAACCAUUUCACUUUGACAUGCGGCCUUGUUGAGUUGUUUUUCCAUUCACGCAGUGAACCUGGAACCGUUUAUCUUCACACCACUUUCCGUGCGGAACAAGUUGUGUCAAAUGCUUUACUGCCAAUAAAUUCACAUAACUAUAGGUUUA
Molecule: messenger RNA, 1689 nt
Organism: Hippocampus comes (tiger tail seahorse)
Lineage: Eukaryota; Metazoa; Chordata; Actinopteri; Syngnathiformes; Syngnathidae
Exons: 2
Coding region: 506-1267 (253 amino acids)
Source: RefSeq, a predicted model, not a curated record